Molecule: messenger RNA, 528 nt
Organism: Alternaria incomplexa
Lineage: Eukaryota; Fungi; Ascomycota; Dothideomycetes; Pleosporales; Pleosporaceae
Exons: 3
Coding region: 1-528 (175 amino acids)
Source: RefSeq, a predicted model, not a curated record
AUGGAGGCUAUCUCAUGGUCCAACAACGGCACGCAAGCGGAAACCAUCUCUCCCUCCAACCCAUUGACCAAGGGCGAUUUCCCCGGAUCCUUCGAAGCAUGGCGUCCAUAUGCGACCGGACUAGGCACAGUCGCACUCUUUCUUUUUGGAUUGGGCCUGUUCUACGACCGCAUCGAGCGGCGGGGAAGUAAACAUGUGAUCUUGGGUGACUGCGGGUGGUGGCUCCGCCGGACCAUGAUGACCAAGUUCAACCUGGAUCCGAACAAUGUUGUUUUUGAUGGCUACAAGCGGGAUAAGAUAUGGGCGACGUGGAUCAACGACGAGCUGAUCCAUAUUUUGCCACCCAAGUUCUUCGACGAUAUCAAGAAUCAGCCGCUGCAGAAACUUUCCUUUCUCAAGGUAGUUGAUGAACACUUCAUGUGGAACCUGCACGUCGGCGACAUGGUGUGCCAGAGAGACUACGUCAAAGCGGUGAAAUCGCAGCUGAAUUUCAGCCUCCGUAAGAUGGAAUCUCAUCUCAAGGACUAA